Molecule: messenger RNA, 3797 nt
Organism: Mauremys reevesii (Reeves's turtle)
Lineage: Eukaryota; Metazoa; Chordata; Testudines; Geoemydidae
Gene: SAMD5
Product: sterile alpha motif domain containing 5
Exons: 2
Coding region: 2438-2965 (175 amino acids)
Molecular function (GO): protein binding
Source: RefSeq, a predicted model, not a curated record
CCCGGUGCCUGGCUGCGCCCUAGACAAAUUUGGAAACCACUAUGCGCGGGUCCUCCCAGCUCUAAACCGCUCCCCCCACGAAGAGCCCUUAAACGCACUGCUGGCUUGGUCUAUCUAAGGGCAGAAUCUAGCCCUAGGCAGGGGAGACUUGCUGAAAGCCCCAGCAGGGGGCUGCGAGAGUGACUCGCUAGAGGGGUACUAGGUGUCAGCACGGGGGAUGUGGUGGAAGGGAGGUAGCUUGAGUGGCUUGCAGACAGCUCUGGGCUGCAUUUACACCAGAGGGCUUGAGAGGGCGCUGCCGGUCCAGAGUUGGAGAUUGCUGGGGAAGACCCUGAAACAGACUGAAGCAGCAGCUCGGCUUCCCGGCGCCCAUAGCCGCUGACACAGACGCACCCGCUGGCCGGGGAGAGCGCGAGAGGCGGCUGAAGCCUGGGGACUUUGCUCUCCCCUACCCCCAAAUUCCUAGAGGAAAGUUAAGAGACUCCUCCAAAAACACCGCACCCACCCGUGAGCAUCCCCCCGCAGCUGCUUCCCGGGUGCAAAGAGAACCAGCCCCACCAGCAGACAGUGAUAGUGUCACGGUCACGGCUGCACCUCGGCUUCUAAUUCGUAGCCGCUGCUCUCCGGAGAAGGGGGGAACAGGAAAGAGAGGGGAGCAGCAGCAAGACCACCCGGGGCCCCUAGCGCUGCCGCUUCUCUGCCUCGUGUUUCUUCUUCCAAGCCUGGGAUCAAGUUUGGGGCUCCCCCGGGGGCUGCAACAGACGCCCAAACUCCUGAGAGCCAGAGAGACCAGGGGAGACAUUUUCCCAGCUGCAGCCUGUUAACCCCUUAGCGCUCUGCUCCCUUCCCCGCCCGCAGCAGCACCUAGAGCCCACGCAGGGCGCUGCACGUGUCCAGCUGGGGCUGUUGCUGCUACCAUGCAAACGCGUGGAUGACCUACCCCGAAGUCCCUCUCCGGCAGUCCCGGGCCCUUGGCUCCUGUCGCCGGAGGAGCCCGGCGGCGCAGCUGACUGGGUCACUGCCUCAGGCGGGUUUGCUCCAGGGUUUGCGUGGAAGUUGGGGCUGGUUUGGAGCGAGGGGGGCUGCGAGUGAGCGCAGGAGGCAGGUGUGGGCAGUGGGCACAGACAGACGGAGAAGGGGGGGCGGGAACAGCCAGUGGUAGGAGGGGGAGAAAACCCCUGUGAGUGCCCGGGGUAGAGCGGAAAGCUGCUCCCGUUGCUUCAGAGAGCUCCGGGCUGGGGAGGGAGACGAGCCCGAAGGGCGGGAUCCGAGGAGCCCAGCGGGUGUGUCUCACACGCAGGGAACACACAACCCGUUAGAAACAAGAAGACAGCGGGGUGAGGCGAGUAACCUGCUGCAGCUCAGCUCAGCUCAUCCACCGCGAAGCCAAAUUGUAGCGGUCGCCGCUUGUGAAUGCACCGGGCUGGCGGGCCGCCUUCGCCACCCAAACAAACCCUCAGCAGCCCCGCGUGCGGCUCCCGCGCCGACUCCUGCCUGCCUGGCGCCCGGCAACCUCGCCUCCUCCGCGGCUCCCCAGGCCACCCGGCCUCACGGUGCCAUCCCGGGCACGAGAAAGUUGGGAGCGGGGAGGGGGCUGGAGGCUGAAGAAGAGACUCCCCCUAUCCUACCCUACCCCUUCCCCUCCCCUCCCCAGGACUGCGCGGGGAAGGUGGGAUUAAAGGCGGAAAAGGAGGAGAGGGAGGGUGGAAAACUGUUGAAUUUCUGGCUUGCGCUAGCGACGCGUCUUGGCCAUCCUCGCAGAGGUGACGGAGAAGAGGGAAAGUAACUCGGGGAAGUGACCGGGAUUAUUUUUUCAAUCCGAGAGGAGUCUUUUGAAAAAGAAAAGCAACGAUUUGCACGCCCUGAAGAGCGAGCUACUAGGAAGCCUUGCACAGACACAUGCUGCUGGGCCAGCGUGCAGGAUCGUACUCUUCCUCAAGUCAACAGGGUACUACGUUUAAAAAAAAAGCACAUAGUAAACAGAGACGCGUCAUGCAACAGAAAAAAAAGAAGAUGGGAAUGAAGGAAAAAAGAAACUAAAAUCAGGCGGAGGCGGAGAAAACACAGUGACAGCAAAUUACUUCCAAAACAGAGUGUAUGUCUGCCGUGACCCGAGAUUUUAGGGGGUGCCCCCUUAAGAAUCACCCCUUUCUCCAACCCAAGUCUCUCUUCUCCUCUGACACAGACUCCUCUGCUUGGUUGUAGGAGAGAAGAAGGAAUAAGAGGAUUCGUUCAGCAGUGCCUGCGAUCUGCGGCUGCUGCUUCUUUGGAGAUUUGUUUUGUUCCUGGGGGAUGUUGGUUUCCAGAACUCGACUUGUGCAUGUUGCUCUUUUAAUUUGAUCGCAGAUUUUGGUCUGCUGGUUGCUUGUUUUGCAAGAGAAGGAAAGGGGAGCCUGGCUUCGGUGUUAAAAGUUGCAAUUAUUAUUUUGCAGCUAACAUGUGCACCAACAUAGUCUAUGAGUGGCUGAAGACCCUGCAGCUUUCCCAGUAUGCGGAGUCCUUCGUAGAUAAUGGCUAUGAUGACCUGGAGGUUUGCAAGCAAAUAGGGGACCCGGACCUGGAUGCCAUUGGGGUGUUGGUGCCCCACCACAGGCGCCGAAUCCUUGAAGCAGUGAUGAGGUUGAAAGAGGAGGACGAGACCGCUGCUGGUCUCUAUUUCACCUUGGAGCCUCAGCAGCAGGGCUCGCCCUCUCCGUCCCCUGAGAUCUACACCAGCCACCUGGUGGAGCAGUAUGAGACUAAGGCUUGGAGGGAGCCUAGCCAUCGUCAAGGGAACCAGGGGACCCCCAGGAGCCAGAAACUUGGGCCCCGCAGCAGGGAGCUGGUGAUUUACCCAAAACUGAAACUGAAAAUCAUGAUUAGGGAUAAACUUAUCCGGGAUGGAAUCAACCUGAGCAAGCCCCCUUACUCCAACAAGGCAUUGCACAUUUUGGAGGAUGUAACAGUUUUUGUGUUGCCCGAUUGACAAAGAGAGGUUUUGUUCCAAGCUGCUGGUGGGAACCCAGCUGCCUAUGCAGCCGAAGCAUUCAAAGUUUUGGUGACUGAACAGCACAUCUACAAGUGGAAUAUGCUGGUGAGCUAUUGAGGUGGCCCUGAAAAAUAUACCCUUUCCCGAAAUGUGACUACAUAUCAGGAGUUCCUGCUGCUGGAAAAGUUUGCAACUAGGAUUGGGUCAGAAUUCCAGAGGGAAUCAACAGGAUGCGACGUUAACAUCUACACAGCUUAGUGCCUUCCCAUGGCUUCCGAGACAGCAUGUUAGGACUGCAUGCAAACAAACACACACAACUCCAGUGCUACCUUGCUUCUCCCCCAGGCAAAUUUCUGGAUUGAAUUCAAACUCCCAGUUAUAUUUGGGACUAAUAAUUUUGUCACCCACAGUAUGCAUGGACUAUAUGUAAGAGAGAUCGACUACAUUUGAAAAUGGAGUACAAUUAAACCUCUUUCCCUCUUCUCCCCCCACCCCCCAGUUCAGUCUUUUCAGGUGACUUGUGACACGGUUGGGUUGGUGCCUGUACCUGAAAGGUAAUAGAAAGUUCUUAUUUUAACAAACUGGAAUGAAAUAGCAAACAUUUACACCUUCUCAGUCAAAAUUCUGUUUUCUGUGUUUGUUUUACUGUUUGCAUUUCUCGGUCUCCAUUUGGAAUUCCAUGUGGCGGAGAAAGGGUGGGGACAUACCAAGAUGCUGGUAUUAGCAGCUACAUAUUGCUUACCUGGGGCUUAUAAUAUUUUUUGCAUUGGUUCAGAGAGUGGAAAUCCUUCCUGUUCCUAUAUUAAUAAACUCAGAAAUGGAAACUUUA